AUUUUAAUAUUUUUUUUACAUACAUAUGUAACUAAUUUGAAUUUUUUGGGCCUUUUAUACUUUUUUUUUUCUAAAAAUCGAAUCUCUGUUGACAUAAUGGGGAAAAAAGUUUGAGCCCAUGUCCCCUUGCCCCAUGGUGUAAGCCGGUCCUGAUUACGCUUCGUGGAUUUGGACAGCUUAAUCUAGGCAGGUUGUCUCCUUUCUCUUUUGCAGGUUAUAUCUAUCUUAUUUCCAGAUCUUGUCUUUUCUAAAACCCACUUUCUAUCACACAGUGAGUUCGUCAGUGUUAGUCUCGGCGACCCUUCCUUACGGUAUGCUUUCACCUUUAUUCAUGUUUGUGAGAAAAAGUGUUAUUAAUUUCCUUUUGAAUCGACUAAUAUGUCACACUCAAACAGAAACAUUAGCCUAACAUGAUCAAAGAUCAAACUAACCCAUGAACUCCUCGUCACCCCAAGUCCUUAUGUUUUUUGAUCACUCACUAAAACCCUUAUGCUUACACUCAUUCUUUUGAGGUGGUGUUUAACCCAAGGCACGUUUAUCUACUUAUACUAAUAGUUUUUGUGGCUAACUUUAGAUAACUUUCCAAGGAAAAUAUAUUCUUAAUAUCUUCUAUAUGGAAAAUAUAUUCUUAAAUCUUUGAUAAAAAUAGUAUGCCCAUUUUUUAAAAACCUCUCAUUUUUAACCGAUUCAAUUAAAAUCUUAAAUCCGUUUAAACAUAUUUUAUUUCUAAUUUAAUUAAGAAAGAACCGCAUCUACAGAUGAUAAAUAUAAUCAAGAUUGGUCACGAAAAUCACCAAAAAUAAACAAAUUUUAGUUUUUAACAAAAAUCAGGACAAUAACGUCUUAUAACAUAUGGAAAAGAGUAGUUUUCACUUUUCACAAACAAAAAAAAAUGGUGUAUUUCUCUAAAAAUAACAUCUAUAUGUGGGUCAAUCUCUAGUUCCCUAUUAACCAACUAGAUCGAGUUUAGUUUCUCUUAACCAACUAGAUCUAGUUUAGUUUAUGUGAUGUGUCUUGUUUGAAAAAUGCAAUCCGAGGAUGUAAACUGAAAAAAGUCGUUUUCCUUGCCUUUGACCGUAUAUGUCAUUGUGAUGAUGAUAAGUAGGUGCACUGAUCAGAGCCCCUAAUUUCGGCUUCUUUCAUUGCUUCCCUAAAACUGAAGUGAACUCCAUUCCAUCAGCGGAGUAAACUAAGACGACGACAAGGCUUUUGCUGACUUGCAAACUGUUCAUCCGUCUCCGAUCUCGAGACAAUUGGGAACUGCGAUUCUCUAUUUGCCGUUUCGUGCGCUCUAUCUCUAGAUCUCCUCUGGAGCUGAGAUUUGCAAAUUCAAUGCUUGUUUGUUUGGUAUGGGUGAUUCAACGAUGAUUUUAGACGAGACGAAUCGAAAGAAUCUCAUCUUCCUCAUCUUACAGUUCCUUCACGAAGAGGGCUAUGAGAAAAGCUUACACUUACUGGAGCAGGAUUCAGGGGCUUUCUUUGAUUAUAGCUACUUUUCUGGUUUUAUCACCAAUGGUAAGUGGAAAGACGCGGAGGACUACCUUUCAGCAUUCACUAGUCCCCAUACUAAUACAUUCUCAAGGAAGAUGUUCUUUGACUUGUACAAGUGCAAGUUUUCUGAAGCACCUGAUAGCUGUGUUCUGCAGAAGUGGUGGCUCUGAAUCUGCGAACAUUUUCUCCAACGAUCUGAGACGGAUUCCUGUUUUCAAAGAUGAUGGCUUUGAGGAUUUGGUUGAGGUGAUUGCUGUAGACGAUUUAAGAAUUCCUGAGAAAACUGGGAGCGUGGACAAAGCAUUGGUUAGAGCUAGUUUGUGUGUUGAUCUCCGCAAACUAGCAGAAAGCAAUCCUUCUUUAUGUGUCAAACUUGUUUUUCCGAAUUUGAAUAAAUCUGCACUGCUGUCCCUUGUCUCCCUCAUUUGUCCUAAUUCUAAUGUGAGAAUGGGAGGUUCCAAGGAAGAUCUCAUUCGCUUAAUCCUUCAAUUUCUCCAUGAAGCAAAGUACAAGAACACUUUGCAUAGAUUUGAGCAAGAAACAAAAGUCUUCUUCAACGUAAAUUAUCUGGCUGAAGUGAUGAAGCUGGGUGAAAUGGGAAAGGCUGAAGAAUACCUGGCAGCUUUUACAGACAAACACGCUAAUAUAUACUCAAAGGCCAUGUUUCUUGAACUUCAGAAGCUGAAAUGGGAGGCUACUACCCCAUCUGGAUCUCUUGAUAACACGUCGCAAAAGACAAAAUUACUUGCGUCUGUUGGCAUGCUAGCCAAGAAGAAUCCAGCACUGAAAGAUAAACUCAGCUUUCCUAAGAUGGCAAAAUCAAGACUCUUAACACUGAUGAAGCAGACUAUGGACUGGUGGAGACCUCAUUCAUGCAGCAAUUCUAAGUCUCUGGAAGAUAUCCCAGUAGUACCGUACCUUUGUAGCGAACCAUCCUCUUUAAAAAACGAAUUGAACAGAACGAAGGUUGGUAACUGCAAACUUAAGGAAAUCAAUCAUCCAUCCGAGUGCAGUUCACUGGUUCUUCCUAAUUAUUGGUCAGGUGAAAGGAUUGCAUGCUUGACAUAUUCCCCUUGUGGAGAUUACAUUCUGGCUUUGGCAGAUGACGCCACACAUAAACUCUGGACGUGGUCGACUGGCCAAAAUGAAUUCUGCAAGCAUACUCCUCGAGUAUUGAAGGAAGAUGUAUUUCCGAAGCCACGAUUACACCAACCCAUGAGUGGGAAAACUAUGAAAAACGAAAUAGCCACCUCUGUUGAGGAUUCAACGUCUUGCUUUGCGAUCAAGGGCUCCUAUCUUUUCUCUACUUCAGGAGGAAAAAUAGCUGUUUUUGAUUUGAAGAGUUUUGAGAGGGUAGCUUCUUUUGGAAGUCCUAUUAAACCUACGGCUACGUACUUUAUAUUUAUUCCUGUUGAUUUACUUGCCGUUGGGCUUGAUGAUGGCUCUAUCCUCAUCCAUUGCUUAUCCUCAAGAAAGAUCAAAGAAAAGUUGGACGGCCAUGAUCAGAGAAUAACUUGCUUAGCAUUUUCGUGCUGUUUUAAUGUCCUCGUCUCAUCAGGAGCAGAUGGAAAGCUCUGUGUUUGGAGCACAAAAAGAUGGCUAAAGCUAACAAGUAUUGACUCUAUUCAAAACUUUUGCACCCGGCGUAACAAUGUGUCCUCUCUGGUAACGCAAAUCCAGUUUGACCCGUAUCAAAUCGAGCUACUCGUUGUCCAAGAUAAGUGGAUAAGUAGACACGCAGCUCCAACUCUAGAUUGCCUUAGGCAGUGGGUUCCUGAUGAAUCUGAAGCUGCAAUUACUUCUGCUACAUAUUCUUCUGAUGGUGAGAUCAUCUGUGUUGGCUUUAGAAGCGAGUCUAUAAAAAUUCUCGACUCCAUGACAUUUCUGAUAAAAUGUCGAAUCAAUCUCACUGCUUUUACUCAACCCAUCCCUAGCAACAUCAGGGUCAAGGUUUAUCCGGCUGUUGUAGCCGCUCAUCCAUCACAUCCGAGCCAGAUCUCUGUUGGGUUAAGUAACGGUAAGGUCAUCAUUCUUCAGCCCUUGGGGAGAGGAGGAUGGGGUGAAGCAGAUGCACUUGAAGACGAUGGAGAUAAUUCUGAUGGCUUAGAGCAUUGUUACUGACCGAUGACCACAUAGACUGCCUUAAGUGUUUUUUUGUAUGUCCAUCUGCCUGGUGCGUUUUACUGUUCUUUUUGGAUGUAUUCUGUGUAGGGUAAUUCGUAAUUAAUAGAUGCGUCUUUUGUGUAUUAUUCAUCGUAAAGCAUCUAUCAAAAAGCUUCCAAAUUAAUAUUUUCUGAUGAAGAAGAUUAGUGCUGGUAAAUUUUUUG
Brassica rapa (field mustard) is the source of this 3818-nucleotide messenger RNA. Its product is annotated as topless-related protein 4. Lineage: Eukaryota; Viridiplantae; Streptophyta; Magnoliopsida; Brassicales; Brassicaceae. Gene Ontology annotation, biological process: regulation of DNA-templated transcription. The record is from RefSeq and is a predicted model, not a curated record. Gene Ontology annotation, molecular function: protein binding.